Molecule: messenger RNA, 3114 nt
Organism: Ustilago hordei
Lineage: Eukaryota; Fungi; Basidiomycota; Ustilaginomycetes; Ustilaginales; Ustilaginaceae
Product: putative DNA topoisomerase I
Exons: 1
Coding region: 1-3114 (1037 amino acids)
Biological process (GO): DNA replication; DNA topological change; chromosome segregation
Cellular component (GO): chromosome; nucleolus
Molecular function (GO): DNA topoisomerase type I (single strand cut, ATP-independent) activity; DNA binding
Source: RefSeq, a predicted model, not a curated record
AUGUCCGCUUCUCUCGCCUCGACCUCCACCAACGGACAUGCAAAGCGUCAGGCCAAACCUAGCCUCUUCAGCGACAGCGACUCGGAUGACGACGACAAGCCUCUUGCAAAGAAGCCAAAGAUUGAGGAAGGAAGCGACCUCUCCAGUGACAGCGACUCGGACCUCCCCCUCACCGCUGUCUCCUCACAAAAUGGCAACGCCCUAAAGAAGGAAAGCGGUAGCGAUAAUGACGACGACGAUGACUCGGAUGCGCCUCUCACAGCUCUCGUCAACAAGAAGAGCGACAGUGAUGACGACAAUGAUGAUGACGACAAUGAAGAGCAAGACGAUGAAGAGCAAGACGAUGAAGAGCAAGACGAUGAUGACGAUGAUGAUGAUGAUGAUGAUGAUGAUGAUGAUGAUGAUGAUGAUGAUGAUGAUGGCGAUGGCGAUGGCGAUGGUGAUGAUGACGACGAUGACAAGCCAUCGAGUCGAUCCAUAAAGUCAAAUCGCAAGCCUCCAAAGACCAUGUCCAUCACUGGCUCUGGCGAAAAGAAGUGGGAUACCCUCAUUCACAAAGGUCCUCGCUUUGCUGAUCCAUAUCAGCCACUGCCAAGAAAUGUCAAACUCAAGUAUGAGGGCAAGCCCGUCGACCUUCCACCAGAGACUGAAGAGGUUGCCAUGUUCUAUGCUGUCAAGCUCGAGACGCAACAUGCGCAAAACGCCAUCUUCAACCGCAACUUCUUUGAUGACUUCAAAGCCGACCUCAAAAAGUAUCCUCCCAGAGACGGCACCCAGAUCAAGUCGUUCGACAAGAUCGACUUCCGAGACAUGUACAACCACUGGAAGGCUCUUCGAGAUGCCGAAACCGAACGCAAGAAGAAUCUGGCACCCUCCGCGCGCAAGCGUGAGAUCGAAGAGCGCAAGCUCGAGGACAACAAGUGGAAGGUCUGCUUGGUUGAUGGUGUUGAGCAGCGUGUCGGCAACGUCAAUGUCGAACCACCGGGUCUCUUCCUUGGACGUGGUGCUCAUCCCAAAGCAGGCAAAGUUAAACGACGUAUCUUCCCCGGUGACAUUACCAUCAACCACAGCGCCGACCAUGCCGCCCCUCAACCACCAGCAGGCAUGGGUCACUGGGCUGAGGUCGUCGAAAAGAAGGACGUCACCUGGCUCGCCUAUUGGAAAGAGAACAUCAACAGCCAGUACAAGUACGUCUUCCUCGAUGCCACCUCCAACUUCAAAACCAACUCGGAUCGUGAAAAGUUUGAAAAGGCAAGAAAGCUGGAUACCGUCGUCAAGCAGAUUCGUCGCGACGUCAACAAGAACUUGAAGUCCAAAGUACGACACGAGCGACAGAUCGCCACCAUCGUCUGGCUCAUCGACAACUUCUCACUUCGUGCCGGUAACGAGAAGGGCGAGGACGAGGCGGAGACGUACGGUGUCUGUUCCUUGCGCUGCGAGCACGCCCAGAUCAAGAUGCCCGACACCAUCCAUCUAGAGUUCCUGGGUAAAGACUCGAUGAAGUUCGAAGAGGACCUCAAGAUCACCAACCCGGACGUGUUCAAGAACAUGGCCAUGUUCCUCAAGUCCAACGGCAUCAAGGACCAGUCUGGCAAUUUCAUCCGCAAGAAGCCAUCGGAUCCCAUCUUCUGCGCGCCCUUCGACUCUGCCAACGGUAAGAUGCAGCCACUUCAGCCCAACUCGGUGAACCAGUUCCUGGCCAAGUACAUGAAGGGUCUCAGUGCCAAGGUCUUCCGUACCUACAAUGCCUCGGUCACCUUCCAAGGCUUGCUCGAGCAGACCGAAGAGUGGAUCAAGUCGCGUCCCACCGCAGCCGAGCGCGAGAUCAAUCCAACCAACCUGCGACUCGCUUACAACGAAGCCAACCGGCAGGUCGCCAUCCUCUGUAACCAUCAAAAGACGGCCAACCCUAUGCUGCUCAACCGCAACCUUGAGCGAACGCAGGACAAGAUCUUCCAGAUCCGCUACGAGAUUCUCAAGGAGCAGCAAAAGAUUCUUACCUUGCACAAGAUUGGCGAGCUCAAGAAGGACUACAAGCCCAAAGAGUUCCCCUUCAUGAAGCAGUUUGACAAGAUCAUGCAGAAGCAGGAUCUCGAUCCGGAAAAGGUCAAGCAGUACGAGCAGCAGUACAUCACCGACAAGAAGACCAAGCUCGAGUCUACAUUCAAGCGACAGCAGUCCGAGUUGCAAUACCAGCUCGAGCAGAAGGGACUCGCCGGCGAGGAGAGCAAGAAGAAGAGCAAAAAAAUCAAGGAUGUCGAGGAGCAAGUGCGUUCAUCGAUCAAGGGCUUCAAGGACAAGAAGCAGGUCGACGAGGAAUUGAAAGCGCUCAACGAGACAGCGAAACGACUGGAGAAGGAACGCAAGACCAACAAGUCGCAAGCCACCAGCUGCAACUUUGCCACUUCUGCCAAGAAGAUCUUGAGCAAAUACGAGAUGAUAAAGAAGCAGGAAGCGGAGUUGGUCAACAAGAACAACACUUCCGAUGUGGCGCUCAGCACGUCAAAGCUCAACUACAUCGAUCCUCGUAUCACCCUGGCUUGGCUCAAGGAGUGGGACAACCGCUUGGCCGACAUGGGCCAGGGCAAAGGCGGAUCCAAACUGAAGGUCAAGAAAGAGGAGCAAGAAGAUGUCAAGCCGGCAAAGAAAGGUGCUAAGAAGACCAAAGCGACCGAGAAGAGCGCAGCAGCCAAAGCAGGCAUUGCCAAUUCGACAGGCGACAGCGAAAAGAUGGAGUUGGGUCUGCAAGUGAUGAACAUCAGCCAAUUCUUUGCCAACGCACUGCAAAAGAAGUUCAAGUGGGCCGCAUCCGGUGACGAUGGCCGCGACAUUACACCAUCUUGGGUCUUUGUCAAAGAUGCUCAGUCCAAGAUGCGAAAGCUUGACUCUGCGGAGCGUAAGGGUGGCGAUGGUGGAUCGAUGGCUGCCAUGACGGAUGCCGCUGACUCGAAAGAGGUCAAGCCCAAGGCGAACGGUGUGCUGAAGAAGCAAACCGCGGCGGAUCAGAAGCUGAGCAAGCCGAUCAAAGCGGUCGACAAGACUGAAGAGAGCGACGACAGCCACAGCCUGAGCAGCGACAGUGACGAUGAUGACAAGCCUCUCGCUGCCUCUUGA